GGUAGGUAGUUGGAAUGAAUUAAUCGAAUGUUCGGAAUUGAUUUCUUUCUCACUCGUUUUCUCGACUAAACAUUAACAUUCGUUACUUUGAAUUGAUACUUCUCCUUUUCCUUUGUAGCUGACAUCGCAAACGACACCACGAAGCAUUCAUCGAAACCUUCGGAGCCGAGUUCGAUUCCAGAAGUUGGCAGCCAUCCAUACAAAUAAUAAUUCCUCUUCGGUCACAACACAGCAUGGCUCGAAAGCCGCACUUUACUCUUGCGGGGAUAGCUGCGGCAGCUUUUCUAUGCAUAUUCUUCGUACUCACAUUUCGCAAUCAAAAUCAUGGAACGAGAGCGGUAGAUUAUGGCACGGAGAGCGAUUAUAACGCUGAAUUCCCUUUGGAUAAAACGCCAAUUCUCGUCGAUGACAAUCUUCUCCAUGGAGCAGCCACUGCCCCUAAGCUGGAAAAUGCUACUUUAAAAGCGGAACUCGGCCACGCAGCCUGGAAAGUACUCCACACGAUGAUGGCCAAAUUCCCCGACAAACCUACAGAAGAAGAUAGCUCGGCUCUAAAAUCCUACAUCCAUUUAUUUGCGCGCCUGUAUCCAUGUGGCGACUGUGCGCGGCAUUUCCAAGGGCUAUUGAAGAAAUAUCCACCUCAGGUGGCAACGAGGAGUACGGCAGCGGCGUGGGCAUGUCAUGUUCAUAACGAAGUCAACAAGCGGUUGAAGAAGGAGAUAUUCGAUUGUAGUAAGAUUGGAGACUUUUACGAUUGUGGAUGUGCCGAGGAUGGUGAGCCGGGGAAAGCUGGGGAGGCAAAGACAGAGGUUAAGAAGGGGGAGGGAGAGGGCUUUACACCGUUAGAGUUGGACAAGGAAGGUUUGACUCGGGGAGGUUAAAGCAUUUGGAAUUGAGUAUCAGUUCAGGAAAGAAAUUGGUCGCCUGGCACAAAGCAGAACAUUUGAUUUCAAUUCGCAAGAACAAGAGAGAGCCUGCCUUAGGUCUCUCGGGUCUAGUUAUGUUCUAAGACUAUGUACAUUUAGGAAUUGAGGUCGGGAACUUAUCGAAAUAUGGCGUUGAGUAGAUUUCGGAGUAUUGGGGUAUUGCUACUUGGAUUGGAAUAGGCAGGGAACGUCUCAAUAUAUUACGCCCGGUAUCCAUUUUGUAUAAAUUGUAAAUAGCAUUUAUUAUUUCGUUCGUAAAUGUUUAUUUCUUGAACCUCAAAAUUUCACUGCUAGGCACGUAUAUCAUAGGCACACGCUAGCUCCCAGCUUACAAGGCCCAAGAAACCUCACCGGGAGCCAUGAGAAACGGGAAUAACCGCCCAAGCUAAAAUCAUUAUCACCA
Messenger RNA from Botrytis cinerea B05.10, 1329 nucleotides. It is a transcript of the gene Bcerv2, whose product is annotated as Bcerv2. The transcript has 3 exons. The record is from RefSeq and is a predicted model, not a curated record. NCBI's taxonomy places the organism in Eukaryota, Fungi, Ascomycota, Leotiomycetes, Helotiales, Sclerotiniaceae. Gene Ontology annotation, molecular function: flavin-dependent sulfhydryl oxidase activity; flavin adenine dinucleotide binding. Gene Ontology annotation, cellular component: mitochondrion. Bases 234 to 881 code for a protein of 215 amino acids.